CUCUCUCUCCAUGUCUCUAACAAGCCGUCAUCGUAUUGUCAUUGAUGGGGUUCGAAGAACAAGAACUUAUCACUAUUUCUGGUGCCUAUAUUGCCGACGUACUGUGAGGAUACCCUCUAUAAACCCUGAUGGUUCUUUUUGUCCCUAUUGCUUCCAUCGACUGCGUUAUGAGCUUGAUAUAUCAAGGCCAAGGCUUCUCAUGAACGUGCCCAAUAAUUUGGAACCUUCUCCUGCUACUCAGUUAAUGCACAACUUGGCUCUCCUUCUUGAUCCAUCUCCAAGGAGGCAAAACAACCAUUUUAACACAACAACACAAUGGGAAACGGAAACUGAAGAUGGUCCAAAUCCACAGGCUUGGAUUACCCUACGAUUUGCAAGGCCAACUCGUCCAACUAGGCCUAUUUCCCCACCACAAAACUUGGUUCCACUUCCACAAGUCAACGGCACCUUUUUCGACAAUAUAUUAGAUGGGUUUAAUGAUGGGAUUGUUCAGAACAAUAGGCCAGGGCCACCUCCAGCUACAUCUUCAGCCAUUGCAGCGUUGCCAAUGGUGAAAUUGACACAAGCCGAUUUGGCAAGUGACCCCAAUUGCCCAAUUUGCAAAGAUGAGUUUCAGCUUGACAUGGAAGUGAGAGAGUUGCCAUGCAAGCAUUACUACCAUUCUGAUUGCGUUGUCCCUUGGCUGCGCAUGCACAACACUUGCCCAGUUUGCCGCUAUGAGCUACAAGAUAUUGCUACUGCUAAUAAUUACCGCUUCCCAAAUGAGAAUAAUUAUGAGGAGAGCUUUGGGUUUGAGGAUGUUACAAGCAGCUUGAACUGGAUUUGGAGCCAAGUGGCUUCGUUCUGGCCUAUCCGUAGAGUCCUAGAUUGGACGCAGUCCUACUUUGAUUCCCAAGAACAUCAUGUUCGUGAUCGCAGAGGUAAAAGGUGCAUGGCACCUCAUUUGAAGACACGAAUGAAAUUGAUAGAAGAUCUCGAAGGCUCGUUCUGGUGUACGUGCCCACAAGUUAUGAAAGAAACCUUACUUCUUGGUGAAGAACUACAUUUCAAAAUGAUACCUUCACUUAUGUCCUGA
Abrus precatorius (Indian licorice) is the source of this 1075-nucleotide messenger RNA. Its product is annotated as E3 ubiquitin-protein ligase RING1-like. The record is from RefSeq and is a predicted model, not a curated record. Gene Ontology annotation, biological process: protein ubiquitination. Gene Ontology annotation, molecular function: ubiquitin protein ligase activity. The coding region runs from base 11 to 1075 and encodes 354 amino acids. Gene Ontology annotation, cellular component: cytoplasm. Lineage: Eukaryota; Viridiplantae; Streptophyta; Magnoliopsida; Fabales; Fabaceae. The transcript is spliced from 2 exons.